Molecule: messenger RNA, 517 nt
Organism: Fragaria vesca subsp. vesca
Lineage: Eukaryota; Viridiplantae; Streptophyta; Magnoliopsida; Rosales; Rosaceae
Exons: 4
Coding region: 1-228 (75 amino acids)
Source: RefSeq, a predicted model, not a curated record
AUGGAGUCCUCAAUCUCCUCCGUUUCAACCUCUUCAAAAUCCAAACGCCUCUUAUUUGACCGCCGUUACGGUUGGGUAAUUGAUGAAUGGAAAGACCCAUCGGAGGAAGCUCUGGCCGGUGGCCGUGGAAUGUUUUGCAUACUGCCUAUAGCGAAAGCUGCCGUAAAGAUGGCUUCAGAGUCGGUUAGUCUUGCAGCAAACUCAGUAGUAAUUAGUAAAAGCUCUUGAAAAGCCAGAACUAUUCACCUCAGCAACUGCAAGAUAGUUUAAAUGCUCAGCUUCAAAAAAUCACGUUUUCUUUGCCGAAGCCGGACUUGAAUUUGAUACUCAAUGGAAAUUUGUCUCAAGCUGCCAGUUGCUCAUCUUCAAGUGAACAACUGGAAGGCAGUUAUUCAGAGGACUUGGAUUAUUCUCAUUUUAAAUCCUUGAUUGUAUUAUACGUCCAGCAUCAUAUUUGAGGUUGUAACAACAUUGUAUAUCAAGUUUUCCCGGUUAACCAUGUUGAAGUCAAAUCAUC